Molecule: messenger RNA, 7885 nt
Organism: Epinephelus lanceolatus (giant grouper)
Lineage: Eukaryota; Metazoa; Chordata; Actinopteri; Perciformes; Serranidae
Source: RefSeq, a predicted model, not a curated record
GUGUCUCUGUCUCCUCCUCACCCUGACGGGCAGUAAUGCAGAGGAAGCACCGGAGCUAACGUCAGCCGUGUGUCUCCAGUGAGCCUCAGAUAUUAAAGUUAUAUUGUGAGUGUGUGUGCUGAGCUGGUCCUGGAGCUGCGGGGGAUGGUGUCUCCUCCUGAAGCCGGAUAAUCAGACGCAGAGGCCGGCGGCAGGGACGGCUAGCUGGCUGAAGUUUAGCCCAGGACCGCUGGGUGGGAUCUCGGCCUCCGUGCGGGAUUUUAACGGGAUAUUUGUGGACAUACAUCGGUGGAUCGGUACCGGCUGUGGAGCCGCACUGUGCUGGCUGCUGGGUGCGCUCGGUCCUUGAUGCCCCGGAGGCCCGGAGGAUCUCAGACUGCGGAGCCCCGGAGCAGGGCUCGGAUACCCGGGGAAGCAGAGGAGGAGUUUGUCUGUCUGUCUGAUUGGACCCCGGUGGACCACCAGCCCCUCCCAUCAUGAACCCGCUGAAUCAGAUGAAGGCUGGACUGGCCAACAACCCACACAGCGAGGGUUCGUACCCCUACGACCCCUCCAGCUGGCAGCAGCCCAACAACCAGCCCACAGGAUCCCUCUCCGUGGUAACCACCGUCUGGGGAGUGACCAAUCCCUCGGCCAGCCAGGGUAUGGGUGGAGGGGUGAUGGGGCCCGGGGCCAACCCAGGAGGGGGGCCCAUGAUGCAGGGCCCUGGGGGUCCGGGCAUGGCCGGUGGUCCCGGAGGCUACAUGGGUCAGCAGGGCUACGGAGAGCCCAGCAAAGGCUACAUGAACCAGGGCAUGUACGGCCGGACGACUGGGGGCUACGCUGGAGGACCAGGAGGCUACACUGGGAGUUACCCAUCAAACCCCGGCGGCUCCAGAGGUUCAGCUGACUUCACUCAGGCCGCUGCAGCCGCCGCCGUCGCUGCUGCCGCUGCCACGGCAACCGCCACGGCCACGGCAACUGUCGCCGCCAUCCAGGAGAAACAAAACCAGGAAAUGAACUAUGGACAGAUGGGAGGUCCGGCCUACAACAACCAGUUCAUGGCCCACUCUGGCCCCCGCGGCCCCCCUGGCAUGGCUCCUGGAGGUAUGGGCCCCGGGCCUGGACCCACCAGGGGCCCCCCCUCAAUGGGCCCCAUGUACGGCCCUGGUGGCGGCCCCCAGAGGGUCCCUCAGCACCCAAACUACGGCCCCGGACCACAGCAGGGCCACUUGAGGCCGCCACAGGGCCUCAAACGGCCUUACAACUCUGAGUCUUUCCCAGGAAUGUCUCAGCAGUACGGCGUUCCCGUUGGUCCCAGUGUGAACGUGAUGUCAGGUCCUGGUGGCGCUGGUGGUUCAAUCCCAGGGUCAGGCGGGGGCGGUCACGGCGGCCCCGGUCCGUACGCCGGCCCCAACAUGCAGUAUCAUCCAGGUCCUGGUGGUCCAGGUCCCGCCCCCCAGCGAUCAGGCUCCUCCCCCUCCUAUCAGACCCAUAAGAUGCCCCUCCCACAGUACCCCCCCUCUGGACCCCCCAACUCACAGUACUACAAGCAGGAGCAGUUUAACGGUCAGGGUGGAGGUUUGAACGCUCUGACAACAGGGGCCGCCGGUGGAGUCUACAACUCCUUCAACCAGCCGUCUGGGCCUGGUCGAGGGUUGCCAGGUUACCCCUCCUCGCCUGUUCCUGGAAACCCGACCCCUCCCAUCACCCCCAGCAGCUCCAUGGCCCCGCCCUACAUGUCGCCCGGCAACAGUGACGUCAAGCCGCCGCCCUCCUCUUUCCUGCCUGACAUCAAACCCAACAUGGGCGGACUGCCGCCGCCGCCUCCCACAGGUAACCCCAGCGACGACCUGCGGCUGACCUUCCCGGUGCGUGACGGCGUGGUCCUGGAGCCCUUCAGAUUAGAGCACAACCUGGCGGUCAGCAACCACGUCUUCCAGCUGAGAGACUCUGUCUACAAAACACUCAUCAUGAGACCGGAUCUGGAGCUCCAGUUUAAGUGUUACCACCACGAAGAUCGACAGAUGAACACUAACUGGCCCGCCUCCGUCCAGGUGAGCGUGAACGCGACUCCUCUCACCAUCGAACGAGGCGACAACAAAACUUCCCACAAGCCUUUGUACCUGAAGCAGGUGUGUCAGCCGGGCAGGAACACCAUCCAGAUCACCGUCACCGCCUGCUGCUGCUCUCACCUGUUUGUCCUCCAGCUGGUUCAUCGUCCGUCAGUCCGUUCGGUGCUUCAGGGUCUGAUGAAGAAGAGGCUGCUGCCUGCCGAGCAUUGUGUCACUAAGAUAAAGAGGAACUUCAGCAGCGGUUCGAUCCCCGGGACUCCCGGGUUAAACGGAGAGGACGGCGUGGAGCAGACGGCCAUCAGAGUGUCGCUGAAAUGUCCCAUCACUUUCCGCCGCAUCCAGCUGCCCGCCAGAGGUCACGACUGCAGACAUAUACAGUGCUUUGAUCUGGAGUCGUACCUGCAGCUCAACUGUGAGAGAGGAACAUGGAGGUGUCCUGUGUGCAAUAAAACAGCUCUGUUAGAAGGUCUGGAGGUGGAUCAGUACAUGCUGGGAAUCCUCAUCUACGUUCAGAACUCCGAGUACGAGGAGAUCACCAUUGACCCAGUGUGCAGCUGGAAGCCGGUUCCUGUGAAGCCCGACAUCCACGUGAAGGAGGAGUCAGACGGCCCCGUGUUGAAGCGCUGCCGGACGCUCAGCCCGAGUCACAUGGUCCUGCCCAGCGUCAUGGAGAUGAUCGCAUCAUUAGGCCCCGCCCCCACCUCGGCCACCACCUCCUCCUCCUCCCCAAUGCCCUACCCUCCCGUACCUGCAGGGGGCAGCAAUAACAGCAACACACCGGACUACCCCGGCCCAGCUCCGUCCUACCCCAGCAGUCAGUCUGCAGGCUUCUCAGACUUCAGUGGUCCUGGUACUCCUGGUGUGGGGGGGGACUUCUCCUCCCCCGGCCCCCCCCCCCCCCCCCCCCUUCCCGAGCUCUCCAGCGCCCUCCUCACCCCCGACAAACCCCCGCCUCACCCGCUGGCUGGACAGAUGUCAGUCUCGGGCCGUCUGGACUCCACUUCCCAUGGUGCUCCUCUCUCCCAGCAGCAGUCGCAGGGUCUCCACGGCAACUCCCAAAUGGGGAGCGGCAACCAGAUGAUGCAGCGUAGCAACCAGAAUCCCCGUCUCCAAGGCGACAGCUCCUUCACUCUCGGGGGGUCGUCGGAGGUUCCUGAACCUUCUCUGGACUUGCUCCCGGAGUUGACCAACCCGGACGAGUUGCUGUCGUACCUCGGACCUCCGGACCUCCCAAACAACAACAACGACGACCUGCUGUCGCUGUUUGAGAACAACUGAACACACACACACACACACACAUAUACACACACACACACACAUAUACACACAUACACACACACAGAACUUUACUGUAACAUACAAACUCUUUCUCUCCUCGCCCGCCAACACGAGUGGCGGUCCAACAUGGCCGCCGCCGUCUGCACAGGAUGGAGUGGACGAUAUGAAAAAAAAAUCAUCUUUUAAAUAUGAAAACUCUUUGAUGUGUGACGAUGAUGAUGGUAACUUUAUUUUAUUGUUUUUUAUAUUUUAAACUGUAUUUUGAUGCUUCAUCCUUCAUUCCCUGUUGGAGCCGACGGCCGCGCUGCUCACAGGAAGCUGCAGGCGAUUUAAAGAUGGCGACGACCACGCGGCUGCCGUGACGACAGCUGACUGUGACGUGUGGUCGAUUAAAUCCAGAAUGUUUCUGGUCCAAAUGAGUUUGAAACGACGAGCUUUAAGGAGCGUCUGUUCUCACAGACAGGAUGUGAAGGUUAACGCCGUUUACACUCAGCCACGGCGCCUCAGGGAGCAUCAGCGCUCCUCCUGUGAUGAGUUUAUUUCCCAGGAUUCAAAGUUUUAAACAGAACUGCAGAUGAUUCAUCAGAAGGUGACAUUUUGCUCUGAUCCUCUGAUGUUGUUCACGCGUGAGGUCACAUGGUCACAGUCGGUCCCUCCAGGAGGUCGUGAUCACAGUUUCAGCCAAUCGCUGUGAAUUCUGAGCGACUUAAUUUUGUCCGAUCACCGGAACUCAACUGCAGAUUUGACUCUUUAAAACAGGUCAAAUCUGAUUUUAUUGCAGAGCUGCGUGCAGCGUAUUGAUUCACUCAGCCCGUCAGUGACAGAGCUAACUGUUAGCAUCACAAAGCUAACAUUACCACACAGUUAUUAACGUGUUUAAAGACAGAGUCGAGCUUGACCUCACAAUUUUUAGUGCAAAACACGCCCAUAAACAUCACAACAUCCCAGCUGCCACCAGACAUCAAUAUAAAAUUAGAGAGGCGUUGGACUCUAACGUCGCACAGAUCUUGAAAACGUUCAUAUUUCACGUUGCGUGGAUGUUAACAAUAUGAUGUUUUGUUCUCAGCACCUCAGCAUCUCAGUUAUUCUACGCCUGGACAUCGUCGGCAGGAGACGUUUGGAAGACGUUGGAUUUUGGUUACAUAACAAGACCUGAAACCAACGAAAUAUCAACGUCAUCUGCUGUUAGUAUUCUAUGUCAAACUGAUGUUGGAAGCAGACGUCAUCCUGACCUUGAACUUUGGUCACGUGACGUAACAACCUAAAUUUAACCAAAUAUCAGCAUCUGAUGGCGGCAGUGCGGAUGCUUCACAAUUUUUAUUUUGUUUUAGAAAAGCUGACAAAUGAGACAGGCCGCAACAAUCCUAAAAACAGCUCACAGAAUCCUGGAGGGACCGAAGUAUAUGUUAGUAGAACAAUAGUUCAUCUGUUUUAAAUCAUCUGAUCAGUUUCAGGACGUCUGAUUGGUUCAGUCACAGCGUCAGGAAGGAAAUCAUCACGUUUCAGUGUUUCUAGAUCUUGUGUUCACUCUAAAACUAAAAUGUUCGGACUGCUGACAGAAAAAUAACCAGCAACUAUUUAGCCUCUGAAAUUAAACAAAGUUUCCCAGAGUUCACUGUGACUUGUUCAGAAGUCUCGUUCUGUCCGAGCGACGGUCCAAAACUCAAAGUGACUAAACAGAAAAUCUGAGACGUUGAAAUCAGAAAAUGUUGAUUUGUCUUUUCACUGUUUUUGAUUAAAAAAAAAGGAGUUCAGUGUUUCACCUCAGUGUCGUCCACGUUACUGUCAAACUGCUCUCACCACACUCCUGAUGAAGAAGAGGUUUUCUCCUUGGAAUAUUUUGUUAGGAAGUUUGUUUAAGUUCACAUCUCAGAGUUUCUGUCUCUUUGGCUGCUCCUUCAGUGAGCAGCUCAUGGUGCGUUUCUGAAUGUCACUUCCCAGAUAUCCAAACAGUGUCACUCGUGUGACGUCAGUUUGUACGAGUUUUUGAAGUUUCAUCUGCAGUUGUCGCUCUUUUCUGUGUUUGUUCGACCACAGUAACCAUCGACUUGCAGCAGAGAACCCUGACGUUGCCAACUGUCAUCGUGUAACAAGAAAAGCUUCUCGUACAGUGUUGAAAGAUUCUCAGACAUCCAGGUCAGGGAAGUUCUCAGUGCUUCAUCAUAGGCAGCCGGACGUGUUUGAGUUUCUUGAAGACGUUUUAUCUCUGAGCCAUGAGAUGGUUGAGAGGUGAAACCUACGAUACAGCAUUCAGAACUCCUCAUGCAGACUCACCCUGCCGCCGUCCCUCCCUGCAGAGCAGCAGGCCGACAUGUUUAGACGCAGCGUGUUAAAACCAAGACAGAUCCGAUCAGACGUGACCAGACGGACGACGAAUCACAGUGAAAUCUGAGUAUGUGAGUCGGUACAAGACGAGCUGCUCUGACGCUUUGAUGAACACGAUGUGAACGAUGUUACCGUCACGCUCACACACAACUCACAAAGGAACAUCAGGACGUUCCUUUAAAGUCGCUGAGUGUGUUCUCACGCGUGUACCAACACCCUGCUGUGAUCAGUUUCAUCUCUGACACAAACUGAUCCUGCGCCUCGUGAACACCUGAUCCAGGUUUCUGAUCUUUCAUUCAUUUACAAUGACGACAUUAAUCAGCGUCACUGUGAGCGUGCCUGUGUUCACCAGCUGAGGUGAGACGCUCUGACACACGAGCACAGUCCAUCCUCUGUUCAUGAGGCCGUGCAGACAUGAAGCGUCAGACAGAGCAGCAGGAAGACGUCAGCAGUCACGACGGAUCUUUGUAAAUGCUAAAAGAAGCAGUGAGACGUCAGUGAAUCAGAGAUUUGAGACGACAAACACGAGCUCAGAGCUGCUGGAUCAGAAACCUGGAUCCUGUCACAUGAUCCUGACGAUCACAGAGACGUGAAGACGUACGUUUCCUCAUGUUUCAUUGAAACAUCACGUCCUGAAUGUGAUCACACACACACACCACACUACAGGUGCAGUCUGAAGGUUCACAGCUUGGAUCUGAUCAGUUUGAUCUGUGACAGGUUGUCUGUUCACAGAUUAACAUUUCCAACAUGGCCGCUGUCAGAGGAUCUGUACAAACGGUCGCCAGCCGGUUUUAAUGUCACUGCUCACAGAGUGAGGCCGGACGCUCGCAGAGGAACAACUUACUGAGGAGUUUAUUUGUAGAACAGCAGAUUUAAAAUGUUUCACACACGAGACACAAAGACGUUAAAACAAAGUUUAAAUCUCUAUAAAAAGACAGAAAUAAACUUUAAACAAAGUCAGAGAGAAACGAACAUGUUGAGUUUCACUGAACGUGUGGCUGAGUGUAAACGCACCGCGAAUCAAAGCACAUCUGGAUUUUAUCAAAGCUACGGAGGCUCGUUUGUGCCAAAGUGAUGGAAACACAGAUCCUGUUGGUCACUGUGAUGAGAAACCUUCUAAAGAUAAUGAGUUACUAACUCAAAAAAUACUACUAUACUAUAUAUGCAUCUCAUAAUAAGAAACUUUAUCAACAUAAUUACAUAUUUAAAAAUAAAGACUUGUCUAGAAAUAAUGAGUCAGUAAAAUUACUCAAAGUAAGUUUUCUCAAAUGAAUGAAAAACGUCCUUAAAAUAAUGAUUUAGUUUCUUAUUUUGAGAUAUUUUCUCAAGAUAAUCAGAAACUUUCUCAAAGUUAUGAAGAAUUUUUUUUUGAUAAUAAGUAUCCAAAAAUUAUGAGUUUUUGUCAUCAUAAUAAGUUGGUGUCUAAAAUGAUUUAGUGUCUCAAAAUAACAAAGUUUCUCAAAUUAAUGAGAAACUUUCCUAAAAUAUAGAUGUAGUUUAUUAUUUUGAAUUCUUUUUUGCAAGACAAAUAGAAACUUUCUCAAAAUAAUGGGGACGUUUGUUUUUUUUUGUGAUAAUGAAUUAUUAUCUCUGAAACAAAGCUCUUAAAAUAAAAAUGUUAGGAUCUUUAUUUAAAGAUAUGAACUCAUUAUUUUGACAAAGUUUCUCGUUAUGAUGAUAAACAGGAUUUUUGUUGUUUGAAUGGGCCUCUGUACAUUUGAGACACCUGAUGUGAAGGUCACUCGACACAUGACAGACGUGUUUGUAAUGUUAUGAGACUUUAAUGUUAAACUCUGGAGCUUUGGACGGUCGCCGCCAUCGUCAUCGUCUGCAUUCGAGCCCUCAGUGAGGUUUAACUCAGUGCCACAGAUGACGAUGACGACGACCGACUCCAGGGAGCUGCGACAUGAAGAACAGGAGAAGAAGACGUGUGCUGACAUCACAGAGCUCCAUCGACACCAGUUUGUACAUGUGAUAAUUACAGAGGGUUCAUCUUCAUCCUCGUCAUCCUCCUCAUUACUCUGUAUGUUGUAAAGUGACUAGAGUCCAGACAGUCGUGGUGUCUCCGUGUCCCGGUGAGUCUGCUGGCAUCAAUAAAUCUGUACAUGAUCACACUGUGUCAAUCAGUAAUGAUGCUAAUAACAACAACAACAACAACAACAAUAAUAAUAAUAAUAAUAAUAAUAAUAAUAACCUUUGUAAUUUAAUAAACACACACUGGAAAGACA